AUGUCCCCUCCUUGUUACAAAUAUUUUUGAAAAUUUUGUUACAUUUUAACCUUAUAAAUAUUUGGAUCAAUUUUUGUGAUUUAAAAUAAUUUGUGAUUGGUUUAUGUAUAUCGCGGCAGUUCGGCGGCAUCGACUUGGUAAGUGUUUGGAGGAGCACAGAGUUGAGAAGUAGAAGAAAAGAAAGCAAGCGAAAAAGGAGGAAGAAAAAUGUCUGCAAGCGGAAAGCGAAAGGACGACGAAGAUCGCGUAUCCGAAGGAGAUGCUCCUCCUUCUAAAACAUUCAGGAAAGAUCCUGACGAUGCCGAUGAAAUCGUCGUCUGCGAGCUUUCAAAGAACCGUAGGGUUAUGGUCAGGAAAUGGCAAGGAAAGAUUGUCGUCGAUAUUCGCGAGUUUUAUGUCAAAGAUGGCAAGCAGAUGCCUGGAAAGAAAGGAAAAAAAAAAGAAGAAUAAUCUUCUGCUUUCUAUAAUGGCGGUCUUCUGCAGUGGAACGUUCUCCUAAAUCAUGUAGAAGAAAUUGACAAGGCUGUUAAUGAGAACUCGUCAGGAGAUUAAAACAGCAUCUUUUUUUGAUAUUAGUAGCAAGAGUAUUGCUCCGUAGGGUUAACGACGAAACUGUGACCUUUUGUACAGCCAAUGGGCUUGUUUUUGGUGGAAAUGAAGACCAGAGAGCAGGCAUAUUAGCAUUUAUACAUUAUCACUGGAUUGUUAUUUUGAAUUGUAGACCAGAGACAUGAUAUUAUUAUAAUAUAGUAUGGGCUAACGGACAAUAUUACUAUUCUCAA
This is a messenger RNA of Cucumis melo (muskmelon), 782 nucleotides long. Its product is annotated as RNA polymerase II transcriptional coactivator KIWI. Gene Ontology annotation, cellular component: nucleus; transcription regulator complex. Bases 208 to 450 code for a protein of 80 amino acids. The record is from RefSeq and is a predicted model, not a curated record. Gene Ontology annotation, biological process: positive regulation of transcription initiation by RNA polymerase II. Gene Ontology annotation, molecular function: transcription coactivator activity; DNA binding. The transcript is spliced from 3 exons. Lineage: Eukaryota; Viridiplantae; Streptophyta; Magnoliopsida; Cucurbitales; Cucurbitaceae.